Cyprinodon variegatus (sheepshead minnow) is the source of this 612-nucleotide messenger RNA. RefSeq names its product 28S ribosomal protein S5, mitochondrial-like. Gene Ontology annotation, molecular function: structural constituent of ribosome; RNA binding. Gene Ontology annotation, biological process: translation. Gene Ontology annotation, cellular component: ribosome. Lineage: Eukaryota; Metazoa; Chordata; Actinopteri; Cyprinodontiformes; Cyprinodontidae. The transcript has 5 exons. The record is from RefSeq and is a predicted model, not a curated record. The coding region runs from base 19 to 612 and encodes 197 amino acids.
AAGGACCCGUUGUCCAACAUGGCGGCGUCCGUAUGGGUGUGCAGUGCCCUCCGCAUCACACUCGGAGGCGCAGCAUCACUCCGUGCUUCAGUGGGAGCUGUUCAGAUCUCUCACUUGGCCUGUCGAGCCUCAGCAGCCUCACUACAGAGGCGCCCAGAGUUUCUGUCCAACCCAUCAACAACCUGGCAGCAGAGCAGACAUGGCAGUUUCUUCAACAAAUUGACAGCUGAGGAACUGUGGCGAGGCGUGCUGGCAGAAUCCGGCGCUGGAGCCAGAAAGGGCAGAGGGAAGCGAACCAAACGCAAACUGAGGAGAGACCUCAAUCGAGGACAGAUCAUUGGAGAAGGUCGAGGUGGUUUCUUGUGGCCUGGUCUGAAUGCUCCGGUUCUAAAAGAUGGCGCCGUGCAGAGCUUCAGCCGAAGGAAUGAUGCUGAGCAACAGGAAGUUCAGGCGGAACUAACGCGACAGAGGGAUGAGUGGGAGAAGAGGAGGAGGAUGAGGGUGAAGAGGGAGAGAGGCUGGACAGGGAACUCCUGGGGGGGCAUCAGCCUGGGACACCCUGACCCUGGACCCAAUGGAGGUAAACAGCACUUAAACACAAAGAGUUUUUGA